This is a messenger RNA of Paramisgurnus dabryanus, 1076 nucleotides long. It is a transcript of the gene sst6.2, whose product is annotated as somatostatin 6.2. Lineage: Eukaryota; Metazoa; Chordata; Actinopteri; Cypriniformes; Cobitidae. Gene Ontology annotation, biological process: adenylate cyclase-inhibiting G protein-coupled receptor signaling pathway; regulation of cell migration. Gene Ontology annotation, cellular component: extracellular region. The record is from RefSeq and is a predicted model, not a curated record. Gene Ontology annotation, molecular function: neuropeptide hormone activity; G protein-coupled receptor binding.
AAUUAUGCAUAAGCUCGACUCUGAAGGUGGGAGGAGUCAGGAUACUAAUGCUGCUGCAGUAUACCUACACUGUAAGAUCGACACUUCUUUAUAAAGCUGAUGUGUAUUUGUUUUUAAGGAAAUCUCUAUAAAACAUGAUGAUGGGAGCUGGAUUAGAUAACCGUACAGACCGAAGCAUGUUUAUCAUGCGGGUCCUGCUGAGCCUGUUUCCUCUGGUCCUCAUGAUGUGGAACAGUGACAGCACUGAAGCAUUACCUGUACAGGACAAGUUAGCACGCACCAAUGAGAUACUAAACGAAGACGAGAAGGACCUGCUGAAGAAGAUGGUGACUGAUAUGGCAGCGAUGAACUUAACUAGCAAAGAACUUAAAGAUUUGGACCCUGAGUUACUGAAUGGUAAACUGGAAAACAAGACUACUAUUGAACAGCCAAUCCUGAAAGAUAAAUAUCCAUGCAAGCUUUUCUUCUGGAAGUCCUUUUCCUCAUGUUAACAUCUACAAUCCUGCCUUAACAGUAAACCAAUAUGUAAUCGCACCUCAUAAUCAAAGAAAAAUGUAUCCACUUGGCAUGUACAGUUAUUGUAUUGUAAUAUAUGUCUGAUGACUGUUAAAAGAAAUGUUAUGCAUUUAUAACAGGUUACUACUGGGGACAACAUAACAUAGGCCCCCCCCAAAUAUCACAACCUUUUGCAUGUGAACUUUAUAUACUGUUUGAGAUUCAAGCGUGUGUCAAAUAUGAAGCAUUCUUAACCCUCUUACAUAAUUAAUAACUGGUACUACAUAUAAAUGCCAUAACCAGGGGUGCACAUAACUUUUGGUCCUGGUUCUUAAAGGAGCACCUGGAGAUGUUGCCUGGUACUCACACUAUUCAUGGCACAGCCAUCCUACAUGUCACCAUCACUAAUCUCUUGACUACUCUCUUCACCAUAUUUCUUUGGUUUAAGCAUGGUAGACAAUGAUGUGCAUAAAAUAAAAAAUAUAUGUUUAUUGUAUUUAACCCAUGUAACCAAUGCAAAACUUUGCAAUAAUUUGGGGGGAUUCUACUGACAACUGACAAAAUAAAAAGAAUUAUUUUAA